Messenger RNA from Ahaetulla prasina, 5497 nucleotides. RefSeq names its product ankyrin repeat and sterile alpha motif domain containing 3 (gene ANKS3). Gene Ontology annotation, molecular function: protein binding. Bases 810 to 2780 code for a protein of 656 amino acids. Gene Ontology annotation, cellular component: cilium. The record is from RefSeq and is a predicted model, not a curated record. The transcript has 17 exons. NCBI's taxonomy places the organism in Eukaryota, Metazoa, Chordata, Lepidosauria, Squamata, Colubridae.
GGCGGGGGCGCAAGCGAGGCCUGCAGACCCGGUUGACAGCCUCUCUUUUUGGUUUCGCCGCCGCUCGUUCGCCGGAGAGCCGGCCCUGUGAUUGUUGGCACCUGGAUUAAUUUCAGCUCCGCGAUCGUUAGCACCCUGCUGUCGCAUUUCCAGUAGAUCGGCGAAAUUAAAGGAUUCAAGGAACUUUCUUUUUUUUGGCUUCUGAACUUUCUUUUUUUGGCUUUUUUUGGCUUUUGGCAAAAUUGCUGUGGUCCAUCAGCAGCCUACGGAGCUGGCAACGGAGUCGGACAGCGAUGAGGCUGAGGUGAGGCCAGGGCCAUUGGGAAGUGAGGUGCGGACUCCAGAGCCUCCAGAGACUGGAGGUAGUGAGGCAGAGGAACAGGAGGAGCCUGUUCCUAAUGCACGCAUGAGAAGAGCUGCCAGAAGGCAAGAGCAGCUCAAGCAGAGAGGACAACUCAGGAGUAGGGCCAAGAGAUGAUUGGCCCCUCCCAUAAGGCUUAAAACAGACCAGCACCAACGUUUCAGCUUUGCUGGAAAACAACGUUGUAACUGCGUCUUCUGCUUCGUCUUCUGCUUCGUCUACGUCUUUGUUUUUGUGGCUUCUGGACAUUUGCCAGGAAGGGCCUUUGGCAGUUUGCCUAAUUGGACUAAGGUUUGGGAGAUAACUGAGGAAUUUGUGUUGGGAGGCAUUUGCUUUACUUUGAGUUGAACGACGCUGGGAAUGAAGUAAUUCCCAGCUGUUUGGAUAAAGUUUGUUUUUCCACGGACUAAAUUUAUUACUACCUACUUGGGCCUGGGUCACAACAAGAAUGUCGGAACUGAGCGACGAAGCCAGUGAGACGGAGCUCUUGAAUCGCAGUCUAACCAUGUGGCACGGAGAGAGCCAGGCGGCCAGCCACCAAGAAUUAGACAUACCUUUGGACCUUCACACAGCAGCUUCCAUAGGCCAGUAUGAGGUGGUGAAGGACAGUAUUGAACGAGGGGAGAAGGACUUGGAUCAGAAGAACCGUGGUGGUUGGACUCCACUGAUGUAUGCCUCCUACAUCGGUUACGACGCCGUUGUGCGCAUGCUGCUGCAAGCCGGAGCAAACGUGAAUAUGUCCACUCCAGAAGGGCAGACCCCGCUGAUGUUGGCAGCCAGCUGCGGGAACGAAUGUGCGGCUUCCUUUUUGCUUCAGCAAGGUGCAGAGUUGGAGAUGAAAGAUAUCCAUGGCUGGACUGCCCUCUUUCAUUGUGUCAGUGCUGGCCACCAACAGAUGGUGAAGUUCUUACUGGACAGUGGAGCCAACGCCAACUGCAGGGAACCCCUUUGUGGCUACUCCACUCUGAUGGAAGCAGCAGCUUCUGGUCAUGAGAUCAUCGUCCAGUAUCUUCUCAGCCAUGGUGUGAAAGUGUACAUACGGGACAGCACAGGGGCCACCGCACGGACCUUGGCCAUGAAAUACGGACACAUGAAGAUUGUGCAGCUGAUAGACUUGCAUACGGCUCCCGUGCCCAAAGUCUUGCGCAGAGGCACAGGGAAGUACGAAGAUCUGAGCUCCUCAGAUGAGUCUUACUACGCUCCCCAAAGACAAAGGCCUGCCCGUAAAUCCAGAGGACCCAGCAUUCACGAAGGGCCUCACGCUCUGGCCAAGAUCACAGCAGUCAGAACCGGCGGGAAGAGUCGGUUGCCUCAUGAGCAGGUCCCGCCAGAAGGCUACCUCACCUUUAAAGAUGAUGGAAGCGGCUUGGACGGAGGUGACCUUCGAUACCGAGAUGUCAUCUCCCCCAUCAAUGACCGUGACGUGGAAAGCAGCAGCAGCCGAGAAGAGAAUUCCUUCUUCACAAAUGACGUGGGCGUCAUCCGGACCAGCAGCAGCAGUGAAGGCCUGGCCAGAAUUGUGGGGAUCAGCAGCGAGGGCUCCUUAGAGAGCAAUGAGGAUUCUGACUCGGCAGCCAAAUCCUCCAGCCGAAAACAUGCCAAGAGUUCCAUGAAGGCCAAGAAUCGCUAUGGCAACAGUGACACUCAGUGGCCUUGGAAAGCCAAGGCCUCUGCUCAACACCACGGCCCGUCUAAUGAUGGAACGCCCUCCUCUGCUGGACCACAGGAUCUGGCCACCUUCCUAGACCAGAUUGGCUGCCUGAAGUACUUGCAAAUCUUUGAAGAGCAAGAUAUUGACCUCCGCAUCUUCCUGACUUUAACGGAGAGCGACCUCAAAGAGAUCGGCAUCACGCUCUUCGGACCAAAGAGGAAGAUGACCUCCGCCAUUGCCCGAUGGCACAGCAGUGCCCGACCACUGAGCGAUGCCCUUGAGCUGGCCUAUGCCGACCGUCUGGAAGCCGAAAUGCAAGAAUUGGCCAUCCAGCUUCACAAGAGGUGUGAGGAAGUCAAAGGGCUGAAAGGACAGGUGAGCCAAGAGCAGGAGCUGCGAGCGGUGGUCGAGAGCUGCCUCAUGGAGCAGGAUGUGGCCUGGAGCAACACCCAGGCUCGAGUCCAAGAAGUCCAGGGCAUCACCAGAAGUGCUGGGUUCCUCCUGGAACAGAUGCGGGCCUGUCAGGCAGAGCUGGCUUCCCGGAUCAACCAGGAGGAGGCAGGCGGCCAGAGAUCGGAGAUCAGAGCACAGCUAGAAGCCAACCCCGGAGAAUGGUUACCUACCUUGAAGGCCCUUAGCCUGCCUGAGCUGUCAGCUCUUCUGGAGGAAUGUGUAGGGGAAAUGGGGACAACUCUCUGUUCUGUCAACCGUAACCUCGAGAGGCUGCAAUGUCCAGAGAAGGGGAAGGCUGUUUGCAAACAGCCCUAGCAGUAGAGGAAGGUGCUUUGGAGAACAGCCCGACUCCCUCUUCUUUGUGGCAACCCCUGAGAUAUUGGAAGACUGCUAUCAUGUCUCCUCUAGUCCUUCUUUUUAUUAAUCUAGACAUACACAGUUCCUGCAACCGUUCUUUAGCCUCCAGUCCCCUAAUCAUCUUUGUUGCUCUUCUCUGCUCUUGAUGGGGAUUGCAAUUCCUCUCCCCCAAAGAUUAAUGUCAAUGUUCUUCCCAUGCCCUAAACUAGAAUUUCAAAAAUAUAGAAGAUUGCACCAGAUCCUGUCAUCUCCCUCCCAUUCCAACCGGAGUAGUGCUUACCAUAGAUGCCAGCAGAAUAGGGAUACGAAUAAUCCACCAGUAAGCCAUGUUUUCAUUAACCCCCCAGCACCUGCAGUAUACAAAAUAAGGCAGCCAUUAAACAUAAAUGAGACCAUAGUCUGAUCAUCCAGAGCACAGAUAAAUGUUCUAAUAGACCGUUGAUAGGUCUUACUGGCUACGAGGAUUGAAGAGCCUUGGGGCUGCUUUAUAGUUAGCACUCCAAAAUUAAGUCCAAAGGGGCAUUAGAAGACAAUAGCCAACCCUCCAGAAGAUAGGCUUAAGAUACAGAAGGAUCUUGACAGACUUGAACAUUGGGCGCUAUCUAACAAAAUGAAAUUCAAUGGUGAAAAAAGUAAGGUUCUACAUUUAGGCAAGAAAAACAAAAUGCGCAGGUACAGUAUAUGUCGUACCUUGCUCAAUAGUAGUAACUGUGAGACGGAUCUUGGUUGUCCUAGUGGACAACCACUCAUAUUUGAGCCAGCAAUGUGCGGUAGCUGCCAAAAAAGCCAACACAGUUCUAGGCUGCAUAAACAGAGGGAUAGAAUCAAGAUCACGUGAAGUGUUAAUACCACUUUAUAAUGCCUUGGUAAGGCCACACUUGGGAUACAGCAUCAAGUUUUGGUCGCCACGAUGUAAAAAAAGAUGUGGAGACUCUAGAAAGAGUGCAGAGAAGAGCAACUAAGAUGAUUAGGGGACUGGAGGCUAAAACAUAUGAUGAAUGGUUGUAGGAAGAAGAAGAACAUCAUGGCUUCAAAACCUAAGGGACCGGUUUGGACAAAACUCAGCAGCUCUUUUUCAUGUGGCUGUUGACAAAAAUAGGAUCGCCAACAUGAUCGCCAACAUCCGAUGACGGAUAUGGCAGAAGCAGCAGAAGAAAAUUGGUUCCCACCCAGCAUCUCUAGACUCACUCUGUGUUUUCCUUCAAGUAUUUGGCAGCCAUCCAGGGUACCACAAAGGCCACAGGGGUCCCUGUUUUAAAAAAAGAAAAGAAAGGAAAAAGGAAAAUCGAUCAUGAGAAUCAGCCAGCAAGUUGUGUCCGACAUGAACAACCAGAUCCACACGUGAAGAAUUCAAUUAGCUACUUUAUUGCUUAUUGCUACUUCACAAGAACUCUCCUAGACUGGCAGUUUGCAUCUGGGCUAGACAAGUUAAAAUUCAACGGCUUUUAAAGGGUGGGGAGUGUCGGGCUUUGCCCUCUUGUAUCUAUGUGAAGAUUCCAGGCUAAUUCCCCACUUGACUCCUCCCCCCUAGCUUGGCCAGUCUCUCUCCAACAAGUUGGUUCCUGCCUCCUGUUUUAUUUUACUGCUUUUUUCUUAGGUGCUGAAAACAUUGCACCCAAGAAAUAAGUCCUCAAGAUUCUGUAAGCCGUUGAAUCGAUCCAAUUUAAGGAGGGGAAAUUGCGCAGGGAAUGCAAAUUUUGCAAUUUGGAAUCGGUUCUGCAGAUUUUAAAAUGACGCAAUAAAAUUCUUUCUAUUAUUCUGACUCAAGGAAAGAAGGAAGGAAGAAAAUCUAAAAAGAAAAAAAUAAAGGAAGGAUGGAUGGACAGAAAAGGAUACAGGUAGUCUUUGACUGAUAACCAUUCGUUUAGGGACUGUUUGAAGUUACAAUGGCACUGAAAAAGGUUAUUUCACGGCCAGUCCCUACAACCAAUUGCAACAUCCCUCUUUACAUACAAAGUCGAACUACUAGCUGCAAACACCUCAUUUCUGUGCUUGAAAACAAAGGUUGGUUGGAUGAUCCUGUUGUGCCUUGUCCUCACUCCUCUCCUCAGCUGGGCCCCUCCCAUCUCCUGCUAUCCGAUUCAGAGUCUGAUAAUGAAGAGGAACGGCCUGGCAUGCCUCCAGCCUCCAGCCCUGGCACCAUGCCCGGACAGAAUAUCAGGAAUGAACAAACAAACCUCACUCCUACAGUGUGUGAGCACGAAGCCAGCCAUGUGCUAGAAUUGCCAGCAGCAGAUCAGGAGGAGGGGAAUUCACAGUGGACGGAUCCCCGCUUCCGGAGAAUUGAGAGGCGACAUCAGCAAAAGGAAGGGAGGGGCAGGCCUGGAUAAGUGCUGAGUCAUGGAGUCACACCCCAUGGCCUAUAUAAAGGAUCUGCUUUUUGGCAUUCCUUGAGUCAGGCAAAGUCUUCCUGCCUGCCCUGAGAAAUCUGACAGGACUUUGGCAAAGCUGCAGAGGCUUCGUGGCCACGCUUGAUACAGACUUCCCAGACCUGGCCGUCGGAGGGGGAGGGGGACACGACAAAUCCCAUCUCAUCUCCAUCAGCCUCUCCAAGGGUAUCCUGAACGUAUAAUGGGGGCUUCUCUACCUUGAUGUCCUCCAAAUACAUUGUGCAUAAUGGGGAAGACUGAAAUAAUUUGAAUCUUGGCCCCCAACGUUAAAGGCACACACCAUCC